This is a messenger RNA of Schistocerca piceifrons (Central American locust), 820 nucleotides long. Its product is annotated as 15-hydroxyprostaglandin dehydrogenase [NAD(+)]-like. Bases 38 to 820 code for a protein of 260 amino acids. The transcript has 6 exons. The record is from RefSeq and is a predicted model, not a curated record. Gene Ontology annotation, cellular component: cytoplasm. Gene Ontology annotation, molecular function: oxidoreductase activity, acting on the CH-OH group of donors, NAD or NADP as acceptor. Lineage: Eukaryota; Metazoa; Arthropoda; Insecta; Orthoptera; Acrididae.
GCGGUCGUCAGCAGAGCCCCAUCAGCAGAACACCGACAUGGAGCUGCAGGGCAAGGUGGCCAUCGUUACGGGGGGAGCUUCAGGCAUCGGCCUCGAGAUGGUCAAGCACCUCCUCCAGGCGGGACUCAAGGGCGUCGCCAUCUUGGACAUGGCGGAAGCAGCAGGCAAGGCGGCCACAGCGCAGGUGGAGUCAGAGUUUGGUGCGAAGCGCGCCAUCUUUAUCUGCGCUGAUGUCACCAAAGCUGACCAGUUCAAGGAAGCAUUCAAGACUGCGUCAACAACGUUUGGAGGCCUCGACAUCGUCAUAAACAACGCUGGGAUCGGUAAUGAGGACAACUGGGAAUUGAUAAUUGCCGUCAAUGUGGCGGCGGUGAUGCGCGGCACGCUGCUGGCGCUGGAGGCGAUGGGCCGGGACCGCGGCGGCCGCGGCGGCGCCGUGCUCAACGUCGCCUCCAUCCUGGGGCUGUCCGCCAUCGCCGGCGCGCCCGCCUACGUCACCAGCAAGCACGCCGUCGUCGGCCUCGUGCGCUCGUUCGGGAUGCCAUACCACUGGGAACGUACGGGAGUGCGCGUCAUGGCCAUAUGCCCUGGCGUGACGGAGACGCCGAUGCUGGCUGGGGCAAGAGGCCCUCAGAUGUCCUCCAUGGCCCAAAUGGCCGCCCUGGAGGUGGCAGCGCUGCCACUGCAGAAGCCAGACGCCGUGGCACGAGCGGCAGUGGAGGUGCUGCGGCGAGGAGAGAACGGCUCUCUGUGGGUGUCUGAGGGCGGGCAGCCGGCCUACCAGGUGGCCAUCCCUGCCCGCGAGCAGAUGCGGGUCUGA